CGUGAUUGAAGGCGGAAGGAGUUCCUAAAUGACCUCAACAGCAUGAGAAAAUCAUGUUUGUAGGAUUUGCACUGCAGUAUUGUUGUUGUCAGUGAUUUAAUGUAUGAAAAAUAAAUGUUGUGUUUGUUCUAAUGGAUCCUAAUCUGCUGCACUGGAGAGACCAGGGUCGGUCUUUCUUCCGUCGACUCCAGACGUGGAUUAAUCUGCUUGAUCCAACCCUCCUGCUCUCCUCUGAUCCUGAAAUACAAAAAGCCCACACUCUGAUUGGAAGUUCAAAGCCACAGGAUAAAAAGGAUGAAUCUGCACUGACCCUCUCACUUUCGUCUGUCCACGCUGAUUCUGGUGCUGCACUUCCACUAGUUUUCCGCCCUCCAGCAUUUUUGCCAAUAGCUGCACCUUUGGUUGUUGCCAGCCUUUUGCCACAAAGCAGCGUCAAACCGGCUCUGUUUUGGCAGUUUUUGCUGCAGAGUUACUGUGCAGGGUUCAACCACGCCAACAGAAAUUCUUCAACAGAGCAGGACAAGAAAGCGUCUUUGAAGCAGCUUCUGUUGAUCGCUGGAACAGCUUCGUACACGUCAUGUGCAGGGGCCCUUCCUCAGAUUUUCAUUAACCGACUCGGUAUAAGAAGCCCAGCAGUCCAGACAUUCUUCAGGUCAUUAUUUCCAAUCCCACUUUCAGCUGCUCUGGCCUUCUUCAGUGUGUUCACUAUCAGAAGUGAGGAGUCAGAAACUGGGAUCCAAGUGUUCGACCGCAAUGGAAAUCCUGUGGGAAUCUCUAAAGCAGCAGCAGAAAAGGCUGUGAGGGAAACUGCGUUAUCUAGAGCGGCGCUGUUUGGUACGACUGCUGCUGUUCCUAAUCUGCUGGUUUUGCUCCUAAAGAGAACAAGACUUUUCCAGAGGAACUCCUUGCUGGCUGCUCCUUUCCGGCAUAUAAGUGUUGCAUUGGUCCUGGGCCUGAUGGUUCCUGUCUCAUUCAGUCUCUUUCCACAACUGGGAACGAUAAAGAGGGAAAUGUUGGAGGAGGAGCUGCAGGACAGAGCAGCUGGUGGACGGUUAUUCUACCACAGAGGACUAUGAGGAGCAGCCAGACACACAAUGAACCACAACACAUGCUGCAAUUACUGAUAGCAUGACAGUAAAAUCCUCCUGUAACAUCAUACGGCUGAAAAAGUUUGAUAUGUGUAACAGACUCAAACAUCAGAUGUAGUAUUCAUGUGAGAUAUUUUGUGUAAAAGAUAUUUAACUAAUAAAACAAGGGAGAGGCUA
Messenger RNA from Amphiprion ocellaris (clown anemonefish), 1265 nucleotides. It is a transcript of the gene sfxn4, whose product is annotated as sideroflexin 4. Gene Ontology annotation, biological process: monoatomic ion transport; mitochondrial transmembrane transport. The coding region runs from base 132 to 1076 and encodes 314 amino acids. Gene Ontology annotation, cellular component: mitochondrial inner membrane. Gene Ontology annotation, molecular function: monoatomic ion transmembrane transporter activity. NCBI's taxonomy places the organism in Eukaryota, Metazoa, Chordata, Actinopteri, Pomacentridae. The transcript has 14 exons. The record is from RefSeq and is a predicted model, not a curated record.